Messenger RNA from Cetraspora pellucida, 490 nucleotides. The record is from the annotation of a GenBank genome assembly. Lineage: Eukaryota; Fungi; Glomeromycota; Glomeromycetes; Diversisporales; Gigasporaceae.
AUGAUAGAAGAAGUAGAACAAGAGAAAGUGUCAGAAAUAUGGAAAGUCCAUGAUACCUCCAUGAUGAUACAAAGACAUUCACCAAGAUGUGUUAAAUCUACAAGAGAGUAUAGCUUUUAUAAGAGAAAUUUAUAUGGUCGUGUUUGGGGAUUAGCGCGAAUAGCAACUUUACUUGCAGUUGAGCAAGAUGAUGAUGAAAUUACUACCUUUCUUCAAGACUAUAUUAGAAGAAAAUUAAAUGAAUAUAUGCAAGAAAGGCCUGCAAUUGACGAAAGCUCUGCAAUUGAUGAAAGACCUGUAAUUCGCGAAAGACCCCUAGCUGCUAUAAAUGAUGAAAUACCCAAUAAUGCCCAUGAAAUAAAUGAGUAUAACAUUAAUGCUGAUUCAGAAAGUAAUGAAAUAGAGGAGGAAAUAGAGGAGAAAAUAGAACAAGAAAAUGAGAUCACUAAUCUCAAUAACAUGAAAAAUCCGAACAAAGUUACUGGUAGAG